Messenger RNA from Cladocopium goreaui, 2397 nucleotides. The record is from the annotation of a GenBank genome assembly. NCBI's taxonomy places the organism in Eukaryota, Dinophyceae, Suessiales, Symbiodiniaceae.
AUGGAAUGCUGGAAACUACAGCAAAAGCGUAUCUUUUACUUUGUGAAUGCUGUGUUAUUGUGGAGCGCAGAAUCCUAUUCUGUUUCUGUUGAUGCGAGAGGUGAAUUGAGACAAUCGGAAGGCCUUUUGCGAAGGGACUCUCAAUUUACCAAUCGCACAGGCAAUGGGGGGACACCGCUGAAGCCCAAGGCCUUGCUGGAGGUGUGGACAUUAGGCGGAGCCUUGAAUCACAGUCAUGAAACGCCCGAGUCAUUGCGUACUGCAGAGAAGGAGAGACAUGCCAUGAGCACGCUGACAUAUGUUUGGUUUCCGAUGGCAGCUGUCAUGGCGAUUCUCUUCGAGGCGUUUCAUCUUCGAUGGGCUGAAGUCGACUGGUCUUUGCCUUUGGAUCGCAGUGAUGGCCGAGAAGGCUCCGAGAAGGUGGACAGCAGUUUUCGGGGCUUGACGCUGCGUUUGGCGCAGCGUGGGUGCCAUUUGGCUUGGAUCUAUUUUGCUGGUGCUGGAAGAGUAAAGGGCCGAUGCUACUUGAUACUUCUGGUUUGGAUACAUCUCGUUGGGAUGUACCUGGAGCUCCUCACCUUUGAUUUUCAGAAAAGGUACUGGAAUCUCUAUCAGCAACCAAGUCUACCACUGUUUUUUGAGCUUAUUCGCAAUUGGUUCAUUUUGCAUAUUACCCGAAUGAUCACGUACGUCUACGAGUUCUACGUGGAGGACAUUUUCCUUUUGCAUUGGAGGGAUCAUCUCACCAGAUAUUUUGAAGCGAUCUGGGUGCCAAACACUUAUGUCUUCAAGAUGAAAGAAGGAGGCAAACUCGACAAUCCUGACCAGAGAAUUCAUGUGGACACGGCCAACUUUGUGACUCAGACGUAUUCACUGACAUUUGGUGUGAUGAAAAUGCUCCUGAACUUGCUGAUGUACAGUUACAUGUUGAUGAGUAUCACACCUACGCAGAUGCACCCUGGAUCCUUGGUGGCUAUCGCUUUCCUUUACUCUGCGCUCGGCUCCAUGACAAUUCAUCUCAUGGGUUCGAAACUGGCUCACUUCAGCUGGCUUGGAGAGCGUUGCGGUGGAGAUUUCCGGUCUGAACUGCGGCGGGUCUAUGAUCAGUGCGAAAGUGUGGCCAGCUUCAGAUCUGACGAGGCUGAGCUCUGCCGUUUGCAGCAUCGAUUUGAAAGGAUCAAGCUGAAUACUUGGCAGACCAUGCUACUCGAAAAAAGGUUGGCGAUUGUGCAAAAAUGGUACAGCCCUUUGAGAGAGAUUCUCUUCAUGUGCAUUCUGGCGCCUUUUUUCAUCACAGGUGUGGUCAGUUUGGGAAGACUGAAACAAUGCGAGAUGGCUCUGGAUCGUAUCAGUGACUCUUUCAGUUUUCUUGUUGAGAACUACUCGAACUUGUCAACAUAUCGGGCUGUGGUAGACCGACUUUACAAUUUUCGAUCGAGCUGUUUGGCGUAUCUCAAGAGCCGCAAAGAUGAGAGAGACGGAGAAGAUGGAAGUGAGAGCAACAGAAAAACGGAGCUCGCGAUUAUCGAACGACUUGCUCCUCUUGGUAUACCGCCGAAAUGGCCUCCAUUUUGGGGUGGCUCUUCGCUUGAAGUCUUGCAGAUUCCUCCAUCACCUGAGACAGACCUGUCCUUGGAUGCAUCCAUUUAUUUGCCGUCUGGUGAUUUGCUGAUGGAAGAUGUUCACAUCCAGGUUCCCCGCGGAUCUGGUGUCAUGAUUUGUGGAGAAGAGGGUGCAGGCAAAUCGACCAUCCUCAGGGCCGUGGCUGGAAUGUGGCCCUUUGUGAAGAGAACGGAUGGAAGGAACGACACCCAGUGCACCGGAGGAAUGGCAGACAUUUUCUUCAUUCCACAAAAACCAGGUUUGCCGUCGCCGAUGUCACUGCGAGAAGCUGUGAGUUUUCCUCACAGUGCAGAUCACUUUCGAGACGAGGACAUUCGAGAUGUACUGCAACGCGUUGGCCUCGAGUUUGCACCAGGACUUGAUUCUAAGAUUGAUGUGAACACUACACUUUCGGGAGGGGAGUUUCAGAGGUUGAUGGUGGCACAUUGCAUUCUUGCCAAGCCUUCUUUCAUUUUCCUGGAUGAGUCCAUGGCUCAUAUGUCCAGAGCAAAUCGACUACAGAUGUACAAACUCUUGGCAGAAUUAGUGCAAAACGGCACCGGUCUCCUGAGUACCAGUCAUUGCUGGCAAGAGCUGAUCCAGUUUCACAGUGAGUUUUACGUGAUCGAGGUGAAGAAGCUGGAGGAUGGCUCGUUCAAACGCAGCCUUGUGCCUUUCCGUCCAAGCGAGCGUGCAGAAGGAGAUCUUUGCAUGCAGGUGAACGAGAAGGACAAAGAAAUUGAAAGAUUGCGGGAAGAAAUAAUUAGAUUCAGAAAGCGUUCAAAACAGGCAUAG